Molecule: messenger RNA, 3703 nt
Organism: Oryzias melastigma (Indian medaka)
Lineage: Eukaryota; Metazoa; Chordata; Actinopteri; Beloniformes; Adrianichthyidae
Gene: tnfaip3
Product: tumor necrosis factor, alpha-induced protein 3
Biological process (GO): positive regulation of Wnt signaling pathway; cytoskeleton organization; protein K29-linked deubiquitination
Cellular component (GO): nucleus; cytoplasm
Molecular function (GO): K63-linked polyubiquitin modification-dependent protein binding; cysteine-type deubiquitinase activity; DNA binding
Source: RefSeq, a predicted model, not a curated record
UAACUUCUUCUUCUUCUUUUUUUUCCCUUUUUUAAAAACUAGUGUUAGUGGACGCCUGUUGUCUUUCGAGAGGUUUCGCGAGCAUCAAAGGUUCCGAAAUAGAUCUGAUAGGCUGUUGGAGGAAACAGAAGGGUGAAUGGCGCCGAGGACCGCUGCGGUGAGGCUGAGUAAAGUGGCUGAGAGAGGACUUGCUUGAGCAUCCGGGAGGCUUUGUUGUUACCCCGACAUAUUGCACAGCUUCCAAGUUGCUGGGUCAUUGUCGGCUGGUGCUUCCUCCUCCUCGCUCCUUUUCCUCCCCUCCUUCCAUUCUCCUGGCCACCCGUCCGUCAUGUCGCAGGGCCAGAACUUCCUCCCCAAAUUCCUGUUUGUCUCCAACCUGCUGAAGGCGGUGAAGAUCCGCCAGCGAGUGCCCAAUGACGUGGUCAAGCCUUCCACCAGCGGCGGCCUCAUGCAUCACCUGCGGGGGAUGCACCGCUACACGCUAGAGAUGAUCGCCAUGAACCACUUCCCCCAGGCCUUCAGGGAGGUCGUUCAAGCCGCCAUCUUGGACCGAGCCAUGCAGGCCUCGUUGGAGCAGGAGAAGAAGCUCAACUGGUGUCGGGAGUUGAAGAAGAUGGUGCCUUUACGGACUAACGGAGAUGGUAACUGUUUGCUUCAUGCAGCCUCCCAGUACAUGCUGGGUGUUCAGGACACAGACCUGGUGCUAAGGAAAACCCUCCACAGCGUCCUCAAGGAGACGGACACCGGAGUAUUCAAGGCUCGAUUCCAAGCGGAGCUGCUGCAGUCCCAGGAAUUCACCCAAACGGGGCUCCGGUACACCACCAUGAACUGGGAAGAGGAAUGGGAGAAGAUUGUAAAAAUGGCGUCUCCGGUCUCAAGCAGCAACGGCCUCCAGUUCGACUCUCUGGAGGACAUUCACAUCUUCAUCCUGUCCAACAUUCUCCGCAGGCCCAUCGUCGUCAUUGCAGAUCAGGUGGUCAGGAGUAUGAAAUCCGGCUCCUCCAUCUCUCCCCUGAAUGUAGGCGGGAUCUACUUGCCUCUGCAAUGGCCGCCCACGGAGUGCUACAAAUACCCCAUAGUGCUCGGCUACGACUCCCAGCACUUUGCGCCUCUUAUCACCAUCAAAGACAGUGGGCCAGAGAUUCGAGCAGUGCCGCUGAUCAACCCAAGAAGAGGAGGCUUUGAUGAGCUGAAGGUUCACUUCUUGAUGGAGAAGGAGCAGCCGCAGAAGGAGAGGCUUCUCAAUGACUACCUCCACUUGAUGGAGAUUCCCGUCAUCGGCCUUGGACACGAUGUCACUUGGAUCAUGAAAGCUGCCAGGCUGGAUGAGGGGAACCUUCCGGAGGACAUGAACCUGAUGGAGGACUACCUGCAGCUCGUCAACCACGAGUAUCAGCGCUGGCAGGAAGACAAGGAGCAGGCGUGGGCCGCCCAGCCACAGCGCCCACCCCCCUUCUCCGUAUCCCAGCUUUCCCUCAUCGAGAUCCGCUGCGCCACGCCGCGGUGCACCUUCUACGUCUCCGUGGACACGCAGCCUCAUUGCCACGAAUGUUUUGAGAAGCGCCAGGCCACCACCGGCGGCGGCGGAGGAGGAGCGAGGAUAGAGGGGGUGGUCCAGACCAAAGGUGUGCAGGGUGGAGUACUGGGGGCCUCGGAGGCCGAGGUGAGCUCCAGAGGAGCCAGAAGCAGCAGUCCCCUUUGCGCCUCUUCUGGGCGAGGUGUGGUGCUGUCCAGCCCCCGCUCGGCUCCGCCCACUGCCCCCAGCCUCAGUCUAUACAGCGAAACUCACGCCAUGAAGUGCAAGACGCCUGGAUGCCUGUUCACUCUCAGUGUGGAGCACGACGGACUCUGCGAGCGCUGCUUCAACUCCAGACAGAACCACGGACCCCCCGCAGCUGGAACAGCCGCCACAGGACUCCCGGGCCCCAAUGGGGGACCUGUCAUUUCCCACCCGGCCCAGGGUUCCGGUUGGACCCAGUGGGAGACAGAGACCGAGAGAUGCAACAUGUGCAGACAGGAGGCGUUCAGGAUAUUCAACGGCCUGUGUCCACUCUGCAUGCAGAGGCAGCAAGCUCCAGAGAGGGGUGAGCCGCAGCAGAGCAACCCCAGGACUGAGGCCUCGUCCUCCGCUUGGAGUCAGGCCAGAGACGCUGAGCGACCGUGCCUCACCCUAACGCCCGGACACACGCCUGGCUGGCAGGCCCCUCUUGCCAAGCUUUGUAAAAGAUCGGGCUGCCAGUUUUUUGGUACACCGGAAAAAUUGGGUUUCUGCACUAUUUGCUAUGUAGACUAUCAGACCAACCACCACCUGACUCCGCCCCCGGCACCGGUCCAGAGCCGGCACGGGUUGGACACGGGUUUCCAGAAUGUUACGCGGUGUCGCGGGCCUGGAUGUGGAGCGGUCGGCAAAGCAAUGCUGGAGGGCUUCUGUGACAAGUGCUACGUCAAAGAGCAGAGUGCACGGCUCAACCAGGUGGCUCAUCGCACACAACACUCCCCUCCCCUAGUCAUGCGUGACCGAGCAGCCAAGCCCCGAUCUUCACAGCAAUCCCAGACCCAGACCCAGUGCCGGCGGAGCGGCUGCAGCAACGUGUCGCCGGGCUGCACGGACCUCUGCCCGGAGUGCCACACUCGGGGCCAAGGCAGGGAGGCGGGAAGGCGGGCGCAGGCGCCCAAAGAGAAGUCGAAGCAGCGGUGCCGGACACAGGGCUGCGACCACUACGCCAACCAAGAGAAACAGGGCUACUGCAACGAGUGCGACCACUUCAAACAGAUCUACCGCGGCUGACCGCGCUGAAAAGUGACGAUGAAAACCCCCAUUGCUAGAGCCAACGCCCUGCUGCGGGCUCCUCAUGCCUAUCAAUGCACUUCUGAUACUAACUAACCAACUAACUAACUAGCUAGUGAGUAACUAGUAACCUUAUGGCCUGAAAAUUAACCCCCCCGUGUAGAAUGUGAAGCGAGAGUGUGUGUACAUGGGGGGGAGGUGACGAGUGUGUUUGUGUGUUUGUUCGUCUGCAGUAGACAUGGCCUCCAGAAUACCUCUCUGUGCAAUUAUGAUCAUCUCGAUUCGCUGUGUUUUUCUCACACGGUAAGAGGUUUGGCGACAUGUCAGAGCAACCCUUGUGUACAAUAUGUAUCUAGAGGUACGUAGCGAAUCGUGCCGGACAAAAUGAUUGUAUGUUGACAUGACAUCUGACAUUGCUUUCUAGACCACAGCCAAGGAUUUAUACCCCGUGUAUGUCUUUCUGUCCGUAUGAUUAUUUUUAGUUUCUUGUCUACCUGUCUGGCUCCGUGGACUGCAGGCGUUGGGUAAUCCCAGAAAGUUAAAAUUCAACUUUUUUUUUUUUUUCCUUUCAAAAUGGGAACAAACUAUUGGCGGUGGGAAACAGACCAGGGCGGGACCCUGCUAGUUUUGGUGCUACAUGUACAGGAACUCUCCACUGUAGCCAACAUGCUGGCGGUGUCAGCACCCAGACGGCAGUGAAUGCAGAAGAGAAGGCUUUCUAUUCCUCCUUUAACACCUGAGGCGUCGCCGCUGACGCUUGAACGCAAAAUGUUUAGCGUACUGUAAUUUUUCAACCGUUAACCUAUAAUUCCAGCAGAUUCUAAAGGAGAUGCUUUCAAUUACAUAUUUUUUUAUUUACUGUUUGCUGUAAAACCAUAACAGAUCCACUUCAUUACACAUGUUUAGAAUAAUUCA